AUGGUAAACGUUCGGCGCGACAUUUGCAGGCCGCUGGCAGCUAAUAGCACAGCAUCCAAAUGGCAAAUGGCAAUGGCAAUGGCAAUGGCAAUGCUCGCCCUCUCUUUUCCUUCUCUCAAACACCUGAAAAGACCCGUCACUUCGUCCACAAAAACCGUGCCCAUCGUUGAGCAUGCGGUUCUUUUCAAAGUUAAAGGUGACACAGACCAGGGAAAGGUCAACUUGAUGCUUAACAACCUCAAUGGCUUGGUCUCUCUCGAUCCUGUCGUGCACCUCACUGCUGGUCCCGUCCUUCGCACUAAAUCUCCGAUCUCCAACUUCACGCACAUGCUCCAUAGCCGAUACAAGUCCAAAGAAGAUUUGAAUGCAUAUGCUGUUCAUCCCGAUCACCAGCGUGUAGUCAAGGAAAAUGUCGUUCCCAUCUGUGAUGAUAUCAUGGCUGUUGAUUGGGUUGCUGAUAAUGAUCCCACCCCGCUGUCCCCGCCCUCCGGUUCUGCCAUCAAAGUUACCUUCUUGAAACUCAAAGAGAACGUUCCGAAUGAACUGCAGGGUGAGAUUCUUGGGGAAAUUAAAGGGAUCAAGGAGGGGAUCUCUGGUGUUCAACAGUUAACUUGCGGGGAGAAUUUCUCGGCCAGAGCUAAGGGCUUUUCGCUCGCCUCGGUCGCUGUUUUUACUGGGGUUGAAGAAAUAGAGGCAGCAGUGGGAAAGGAAGAGUACGUGAACCUACAGAAGCAAAAGGUUAAGGACAAUUUGGAUGGUGUCAUUGUUGUUGAUUAUGUGGUGCGAACAUCGUCCCCAUAGAUUGUUAGCUGCAAAGAAAAUCUUGUUUCUUGAAUAAUGCAAGCUUUUGGAACAAUGUGCAAACAUUGAAUAAUAAUUAUGAGACAGAUUGAAUUU
Hibiscus syriacus is the source of this 897-nucleotide messenger RNA. RefSeq names its product stress-response A/B barrel domain-containing protein UP3-like. The record is from RefSeq and is a predicted model, not a curated record. The transcript has 2 exons. NCBI's taxonomy places the organism in Eukaryota, Viridiplantae, Streptophyta, Magnoliopsida, Malvales, Malvaceae. Bases 1 to 801 code for a protein of 266 amino acids.